UAGCACGCUAUUCCUUUUCGGGAAGGAGUUUGUACCUGUAGGCUGUAGCACCACUGGGCGGCAACGGUAACGGGCGGCAGAAUCAGAGUUCAGAAGAAAGAGAGAUGGGAUUCAUCGGAGAAACCAUGGAUUCCCUCAAAUCCCUCCAGAUCCGUCAAGUCCUCACCCAGGCCAUCAGCCUUGGCAUGAUUGUCACAUCUGCUCUAAUAAUAUGGAAGGCGUUGAUGUGCGUUACUGGCAGUGAAUCUCCUGUUGUUGUUGUUCUUUCUGGAAGCAUGGAGCCUGGUUUUAAACGGGGGGACAUAUUGUUCUUGCACAUGGGUAAAGAUCCUAUUCGUGCAGGGGAGAUUGUUGUUUUCAAUGUUGACGGCCGUGAAAUUCCGAUUGUCCAUCGUGUAAUCAAGGUUCAUGAACGGCAAGAUACUGGUGAAGUUGACAUUCUCACAAAAGGGGAUAACAAUUAUGGGGACGAUAGACUUUUGUAUGCUCAAGGUCAGCUCUGGCUUCAGCGGCAACACAUUAUGGGCAGGGCUGUUGGGUUCUUGCCUUAUGUUGGCUGGGUGACAAUCAUCAUGACUGAAAAACCAAUCAUAAAGUAUAUUCUUAUUGGUGCAUUGGGGUUGCUUGUCAUAACUUCAAAGGACUAGAGAUUUUCUACUCUUUCGAUGACGGGAUUGUGACAGAACUUGAUGUCGCUAAAUGUGCGUGAUGCACAGCUCCUAUCGAUGAUGACUGUGUGGAUGUACAAAUUUUUGUGCUGGUUUACUCGUCAACAGUCGAACAGCGCAUAACAAGUAUAAUCUUAUUGACCUUUCUUGUAAUGAAGUCUGGUCAUGUAUCGUCGAGACAUGAAAGAAAUAUUUGAUGAUUAUACCCAUUUGAUCAUGGGUAUGGAUAGACAAGACAGCUUUUGAAUCAACUAAUGCAAUUCUGGACUUCGAGUCUUCACUAGAAGAACCAGUCAGUAAGCUUGAUAUGUUCCUGUUCAUCACUUUAUAUGAUAUUUGGUAGCUGAAAUUAAUUAGAAAACUUGUACUUAUCGGACCUUCAUUGCGAAUUUGCUUUCUGAUUAUUCCAGGCUUAUGUAUUUCUGCAGCUUUUGCCUCGAA
This is a messenger RNA of Tripterygium wilfordii, 1109 nucleotides long. Its product is annotated as signal peptidase complex catalytic subunit SEC11A. Lineage: Eukaryota; Viridiplantae; Streptophyta; Magnoliopsida; Celastrales; Celastraceae. Gene Ontology annotation, molecular function: serine-type endopeptidase activity. The record is from RefSeq and is a predicted model, not a curated record. Gene Ontology annotation, cellular component: signal peptidase complex; membrane. The transcript has 9 exons. The coding region runs from base 105 to 647 and encodes 180 amino acids.